Molecule: messenger RNA, 708 nt
Organism: Toxorhynchites rutilus septentrionalis
Lineage: Eukaryota; Metazoa; Arthropoda; Insecta; Diptera; Culicidae
Exons: 1
Coding region: 1-708 (235 amino acids)
Molecular function (GO): DNA binding
Source: RefSeq, a predicted model, not a curated record
AUGUCCAAACUACAAACAAAGAGAUCUGGGGACGGAGCUGAUUCUGGAAAGACCACCAAAUGGCAUUUUUUCAAUAACAUGAUGUUUAUCAAAGACCAGUUUAUUCCACGUAAAACUAGUGGUAAUAUCUCAGACGUUGAACAGCAUGUUCCCUCAGAGCUGAUUUUGUUGCCUGAAGUCACAUAUGACAACGAAAUAGAACUUCAAGAAUCAGCGGACAUAACAGAAACUGAAGAUUCCAGCAUUUUUUAUCCAUCAUCUAAUACCGAACAACCACCGUCAACAUCUGACAUCAGAUUACCCUCAAAAAGGAAGAGCUCAAAUCAAAAAGACAUUGCGCUGCAGAAAAUAAUGAAGCUAGAAGAAGAGAAGCUCAAGUUCUUCAAACAACGUACUCAAUCUCCCCAAGAUGAUGAUCACUUUUUUUGUUUAAGUCUUGCACCUUAUCUAAAGCAACUACCGAUCCACAGAAAAAUGAUUGUAAGGGCCAAAUUUAAUGAGAUUUUAGCCCACGAGUAUGAAUCACAGCAUAGCGGUAUGUACUACGAGCAGCAGUUACCUCUUAUCACCACACCGCCAUAUCACUCUACAGUAACAUCUUCGCCGUCUCAAAGUAUGCCUUUAAAUGAGCCAACUCAAAAGUUUAACAGUGGAAAUUCAACGACAGAACAUUAUUUUAAAAGUUUUCAGCACGAUCACACUUUUUGA